Vigna radiata var. radiata (mung bean) is the source of this 797-nucleotide messenger RNA. RefSeq names its product mitotic-spindle organizing protein 1B. Bases 363 to 584 code for a protein of 73 amino acids. The record is from RefSeq and is a predicted model, not a curated record. The transcript is spliced from 2 exons. Lineage: Eukaryota; Viridiplantae; Streptophyta; Magnoliopsida; Fabales; Fabaceae. Gene Ontology annotation, biological process: microtubule nucleation by interphase microtubule organizing center; mitotic spindle assembly; gamma-tubulin complex localization. Gene Ontology annotation, cellular component: gamma-tubulin ring complex; spindle; centrosome.
UGGGACUACUUUUCACUAACUAAUACGAUUGCCAGAUUCUAACAACUAGUAUAGCAUUUAUUUGAAUAUUAGGAUUCUUUAAAAAUUAGGAAGGACCUCGUUUAAUUCCAACACCAAUUAGUUUUCCAACUACUGAUGCAUUAUAAAUUAUUUCAAUUUUCUUAUAAACCUGACUCCUUCCCUCUCUCCCUCUCUCCCACCUUCUCACCGCCCGCCGUCUUACCGGCCGCCGCCUACCUGUUAUCUUCGAUUGUUGCCCAGCCAGUUCCACCUUCUCACCGUCGUUGCGAUUAGGUUUUGUGAUUUGAUUUUUGUAAUACUAAUGAAUUGGACAUACUCUGCCCAUUUCUCAGCUUAAAAAUAUGGAUCCGGAGGCUGCUCGAGCUGCACGAGAAUCUCUAGACCUGGCGUUCCAUAUGUCCAAUAUACUUGACACGGGUCUAGACCGUCACACACUUUCGGUUCUAAUUGCACUUUGUGAUCUUGGAGUCAAUCCAGAAGCACUUGCUGCUGUUGUCAAGGAACUAAGAAAAGAGAAGCCCUCGUUAUCAUCAUCACUUCCUGAGGCUCCUUCUUUUCCAUAAAUAAAUAGAUUUUUUUGUUAGAUCUCUUCUAUGUGUGCUGAAGUUCUUUGAUCCAUCCUGUAUGUGUGUUCCUCAUCUGGUUCAUUGAAUUGCUUUGCUAUGUGACCUUCAUUUGGUGUAGUGGCAUUGUUUUAGUACAAGGUUGAUGCAUUUGAAGGUUUAUCUUUGAGAUUAAAUUUUCACUUGGCCAAAAGAGUGACCUCCAUUCAUGCA